AUGCCAGUCUUCCACACAAAAACGAUCGAGAACAUUCUCGAACCCGUUGCUCAACAGCUUCAUUAUGUGUUGGCAAUGGCCGAGAAGAAUGCGACAAGUGUGGAUGAAGUCCGCCAUCUUGGCACUUCGAUGCCGAAUCUUGAUAGAUUCGCCUCUCGAUCUGCUCUUGCUCUUUCUCGAGCAUCAAGUCGUCGUUCGAUUCCUGAAUACAUUACUCCAGAUACUGUCAGACACGUUGUUAAUGACGAUGAUUGUCCUGUGUGUCAGUUGAUGAUGCCACGUGGAAAAGAUGGAUGUGUCUCUCGACUGGUGAUUCUUCACGAAGAAGCAAACGAUGGAAACGCAAUGCCCGAUUUGACGGGACCAGUUGGAAUGGUCUCGAGAGCCGUCGGAAACUUGAUUCAGGUUGGAUAUGACACAUGUGAUCAUUCAGAUGACCGUAUCCUCCAACAAGACAUGCCACCAGCACUUCAGAGAGUCGAAGGAUCAUCGAAACUUCUUGAAGAAAGCUCAUAUUCCUUGAAGCACGAUCCAUAUUCGGUACCUGCUCGCAAGAAGUUGAUCGAUGGAGCUCGUGGUAUUCUUCAAGGAACAUCAGCUCUUCUUCUCUGUUUUGAUGAGUCGGAAGUCAGAAAGAUCAUCAGAGUCUGCAGAAAAGCAAAUGACUACGUUGCAGUUUCCGAAGUCAUCGAGUCAAUGGCUGAUCUUCAACAGUUUGUGAAGGACAUCAGUCCGGUUCUUCACGAUGUCACCAAUGACGUUAACCUUCGUCAACAAGAACUCACUCAUCAAGUUCAUCGCGAAAUUCUCAUUCGUUGUAUGGACUCGAUUAAGGUCAUCGCCCCAAUUCUUAUUUGCUCCAUGAAAACAUCUAUCGAACUCGGAACCCCACAUCCACGUCAAGGACACGCCGAGGCUAUUGCUAACAGAAACUUCAUGAGCCAAAGAAUGACUGAAGAGAUGAAUGAAAUUAUUCGUGUUCUUCAACUUACCACCUAUGAUGAAGAUGAAUGGGAUGCAGAUAAUGUGACCGUUAUGAGAAAGGCUCUGUCUGCUGCCAAGUCACUUCUUACUGCUGCUCUUGAUUGGUUGGCUGAUCCACAUGCAAGAUCUGGAGCUGUCGGAGAGAAGGCUAUUCGUCGUAUCUGUGAAUAUGCUGACAGAAUCUCUGCUCGUGCUCUUCCAGAGGAUGCUCAAAGCAUCAAGAGAAGCAUCUUUGAGAUUACUUCUUUCACCGAUGAGCUUUGUAAUUUGAGAAAUAAUGGACAACCUGAUCGUGAGAAUUUGGCCGCACAAACUGCCAGAAGACUCAAGGAUCUUGUUGGAUCACAGAACAGCUCUGGAUUGAUGGGUGAUGCUCUUCAAAAUGCUCAAAGACACGGUGGAGCAAAUCCAGCUCACACAGCUGCUGGAAGAUUGGAACAAGCUUUGAGAUGGCUCGACAAUCCAGGACUCGAUGAUGGAGGUCUCGGACUUCAGGCUCUUCGCCUCCUUACCGCUGACGCUCGCAAAUUAGCUGAUCGUUUGAACCCACAAGACAGAAACCGACUACUCGGCCUUUGCUCUGAUAUUGAUCGAUUGGCUGCCCAGCUUGCUGAUCUUGAACGUCGUGGACUCGGAAACUCACCAGAAGCUCAUCAAAUCCGCAAUCAACUCAAGAAUGCACUCCGUGAUUUGGGAGACUUUAUGAGAAGAGUUCUUACCGACCGUGUUGUUGAUGAUUUCGCCGACAUCACGACGCCACUCAAACAAUUCGUGGAGGCCGUUCACGCCGACCCAUACGAUCCAAACCGUGAGCAGAACUUCGUCGAUAAGUCUCAACGUCUCACGGAUCACUCUCAAUCUAUGACCACCACUGCUCGUCUCGUUGCCUCUUGCGGACCAUCAAAGAGCAAGAAGACUGUUGAAGCAAUUCUUGAUACUGCUGAAAAGGUUGAACAGUUGACACCACAACUUGUUAAUGCCGGACGUGUUAGACUUCAUAAUCCAGGAUCUGAGCAACACUUUGAGAAUAUUCACAAACAAUACGCUGACGCUCUCCACCGUCUUCGUUCUCACGUCGACGACGCCAUUGACACCGGAGAGUUCGUUCGUGCUUCUGAAACAGCUAUGCGUCGUUACACCAACCACUGUGAGGGAGCAAUCAAUGGAGCUGAUGCGCAUGGAUUGGUCAAUAACAGUUCACAGAUUGCCCGUCUCGGAAACCGCGUUUUGAUGACAGCUCAGAAUGAGGCUGAUAAUUCAGAAGAACCAUCGUUUGUGUCUAGAGUCAGAAAUGCCGCAGAUCAAUUGCAUAAUGCCAUCCCACCAAUGGUGAACAAUGCCAAGCAAAUUGCACAGAACCCACAUGACCAAUAUGCUGCACAGAACUGGCGUGGAACUAAUGAUCAUUUGUUGAACAGUGUGAGAGCAGUUGGAGAUGCAAUUACAGGUGUACCAAUGAGCAAUGGAAGACAUUCAAGCUAUCAAGAGAGCAUUUCCCGAGCUUCACCUUACAAUCCACCACCACCAUCAUCCCAAGUGAUCCGAAGUGUCAAUGCCUCACCACCAACAGCUCCAAUCAUUCACAAUAAGAUGAUCAUCCGAGAAGAUAUUCCAGCUCCACCACGCCCACCACCACCAGUUGAACUUUCCCCACCACCACGUCCACCACCACCACCAGAGUAUGAUGAAGAGGAAGAGACACGUGCAUUCUGGGAGAGAUAUCCAUUACCACAGGCUUCACAUCAGCCAAUGCUUGCCGCUGCUCACAAUUUGCACAACGAACUGAAACAAUGGAGUUCACAGGAGAACGAUAUUGUGGCGGCUGCGAAGAGAAUGGCCAUUCUGAUGGCUAGACUAUCACAGUUGGUUAGAGGUGAAGGUGGAACUAAGAAAGAUCUCAUCAAUUGCUCCAAGGCAAUCGCAGAUUCUUCUGAAGAAGUUACCAGAUUGGCAGUUCAACUUGCCAGACUUUGCACAGAUAUCAAGAUGAGAACGGCACUCCUUCAAGUCUCAGAAAGAAUUCCAACGAUAGCUACACAAUUGAAGGUCUUGUCAACAGUCAAGGCGACAAUGCUCGGAUCAGCCAAUGUCAUCGGCCCAUACGGUCAACCAGUCGAGGGCAGCGAAGAAGAUGAUGAAGCAAUGCAACAAUUGGUGCAUAAUGCUCAAAACUUGAUGCAAUCUGUGAAGGAUGUUGUCCGUGCUGCUGAAGCCGCCUCUAUUAAAAUCCGUACCAACUCGGGACUUCGUCUCCGUUGGCUCCGAAAGCCAAUGUGGUCCAACUUCUAAAUCCCCGUUCAUUACCGAUUCUCUUUCUUCUCAAUCAAUGUUUUGCAUAUUUUAUGUAUUUUUCUACUGCUUUGCUAGUCAUUUAAAUUUUUUGCAUAAUAAUUUUUUUUCAUUCUUAAUAAUGUUACUUUUCAGUUUGAAAUUGCUCCAAAUCUUCCACUCUCCUUUCCCCAUGAAUCCCUCGAAAAAGUGCCUUUUGCAACAAAAAUACGUCUUUUCUACUCAUUUACUGUCUACUGAAACUGCCUUUCGCUGGAAUUAUUCUUAAAAACUCCCCAUAUUUCCAAUUUUUUCUUUCCAGUAGUUUUAUCAGUAAAUGGUCGUUUAAUGUUUUUCAAAAGAAAAAUUAUCGAAUUU
Molecule: messenger RNA, 3630 nt
Organism: Caenorhabditis elegans
Lineage: Eukaryota; Metazoa; Nematoda; Chromadorea; Rhabditida; Rhabditidae
Gene: deb-1
Product: Vinculin
Exons: 17
Coding region: 1-3273 (1090 amino acids)
Biological process (GO): cytoskeleton organization; cell adhesion
Cellular component (GO): adherens junction; cell periphery; anchoring junction
Molecular function (GO): actin filament binding; structural molecule activity; actin binding
Source: RefSeq, marked reviewed